Colletotrichum costaricense is the source of this 1749-nucleotide messenger RNA. RefSeq lists its product as uncharacterized. The coding region runs from base 1 to 1749 and encodes 582 amino acids. Gene Ontology annotation, biological process: regulation of DNA-templated transcription. Lineage: Eukaryota; Fungi; Ascomycota; Sordariomycetes; Glomerellales; Glomerellaceae. Gene Ontology annotation, molecular function: DNA-binding transcription factor activity. The transcript has 2 exons. The record is from RefSeq and is a predicted model, not a curated record.
AUGUCAGCUGCGCUCUGUGACGAUCGGGCUAGUGCCUCUCACCAGGGCAGCUUCCAGGCGCAGAGCUCAGCGCUCCCGCUUCGUCCGCGGAAUACUUUAGGAGAGACCGAUAAAGAGGAGUUGGACAAAUCGAGCAGUCUCAUGAAGAGCGAAGAAGAUUGGACAAAGACUUCAGAUCUGGCAGAGCGCCAAAGAAUACAAAACCGAAUAGCUCAAAGGAACUACAGAAAGAAGCUGAAGAGAAGGCUUGAGGAUCUGGAAAGGAGAGCAUGUGAUGAGGGACGACCUACUCCGGCAGAGACACCUUCAUCCAGCAAGUAUGAGAACGAGUUCUUGUCACGCUUUAGUCUAUUCUCAGACGUAGCAUACAUGUACCCAUCUCCUUCCGAAACACCCAAAUCUUGCAACAUCCCCUUACUGCGACAUGCCGAUCAGGAGCUUUCCUUUUCACCGAUCGCCGAUGAAAGUGAAGACAAGAGCUCAUCGCCUUCUGAAACCUCAGAAGUAACGCCUAUCUAUGCUUUGCCGUCAGACCAUCGGUUUCGGUCGAUCGAAAAGCUGGUAGUAGAAGACUGUCUUAGCAGCUUCUUCGAAUGGAAAACCUGUCCCCAGAAAUCGAACAAGCGAGCAGCAAACCCUCCGGCAACCCAAACUCAGCAGUCAAGCAAGAGAUCUAGGAAAUACGAGAAGUCGAACGACGAGAACGAUAAUGAGGGUAAUGGAGGAAAUGAGGCGGGUGAAGAUUCUAACGCAAAUAUUGUGAGCGGCUCGACAAUGAAUCCGUCCAACAAGAGCAGAAGCAUCAUUCUUGCUUGCCCCUUCUACAAGGAGGAUCCUUUGAAGCAUCUUCAGUGCCUCAGAAUCGAACUCAAAAGGAUCAAAGACGUCAAACAGCACCUCAAUCGAAAACAUCGCCAACCGUCGUAUUACUGUCCAACAUGCUGGAUAACCUUCGACAAGCCAACGGACCGAGACAUCCACAUUUCACAACGCGGUUGCUUUCUACAAGAUCAGGUCAACUAUGAGGGGAUAUCUGAAGAUCAAAGUCGACAGCUCACUCGGAAGGUAGACAGACGAUUAUCUGAGGAACAGCAAUGGUUCAGUGUGUGGGAUAUUGUGUUCCCUGAUGUUCCACGUCCAGAGUCAGCAUACUUGGGAAACCAGAUCGAGGAGUCUAUGGUCAUGAUCCACGACUUCUGGGAUGCGAACGGAAAGGCUCUGGUCUCCGAUGCUCUGUGGGAGCGAGGGCUCAUACCAGAGCCAAACGUUUCAGACGAUGAAGGGGAGCUUGAGAGCUUCCUGGCCGAGACAUUGGAAUCUGUUGUGGAAGAGCUGCUGGCGUCUUGCCGGGUGCAGAUCGCGGCGAGUCUAUCUCGGUCGAACCGUGAUCGUUACGAGGCGUCAUCAGCUCCAGAGAGAACCCCAACUUCAGAAUCAGGUGCCAAAACUCAAAGCUAUGACACGAGUGAGCAGGAUCAACAAACAGCCGAUCUUGCCCAUGUAGGCGAAAGUGCCUUGGCAUAUGGAAUGCCUGUGGCACAAGAGUCUGUUGAUGAAAACAACUUUCUCACUGGCCUUGAGAUGGUUGGGCCAUUAGCAGGCCAUGACACUCAAUCCUUCCUCGAGGGGUCACAAUUCAGCAUGUCGCGCAGCUGGUCGACGAGGGAAGAGAGCAUUGCAGAGUUUGAUGACCAGAGUUGGGAACUAUUAGCCGAUGUGACCGACUUCUUACAAGCUGAGAGACCAUAG